AUGGAAACAACAAAACGCAAGAGCAAGGUGUUCCCCGUAACCACCUUUAUCCAUGACUUGCCCGCGUCUCUAGUCCCUCAGCCCUCUUUGCAGCCGUCGUCAAACGGUUCACGCAGCGCCGCUAAACGUCUCAUAUUCGUGGGCGAUGUGCACGGCAUGCGGGAGCCUCUCGUAAGAUUACUUGAUUCGAUCAAAUUCGACCGGAAAAUGGGUGAUCAUCUCGUUUUCGUCGGUGACAUGGUCAACAAGGGCAACGACAGCCCGGGCGUGAUCGAUCUGGCCAUGGAGCUUGGCGCUAGUGCGGUGCGCGGGAAUCACGACAAUGCAGUUCUCGACGCCGCUGGCGCAAGGAGAUAUAGGAGCGGCGAGUGGCUUUCUGAAGCUGCUACUCGAGCUGACGACCCUGUGGAAGCUUCCCCGCGGACUCCAUCAUCUGUCGCUUGCGAGCAGGUAGCCGGCAACGCUGCGGAAUCGGCCCCUCACAGUGAUACGACCAUCAAGACUGCGGCCGCGCUCUCUGCUAGGCAGCUACAAUGGCUCAGUUCAUUGCCUUUGAUACUACGAAUCGAUCUGCGGGCAGAACGCAACUCAUCUCUAGCCAGGAUUGUUGUCGUGCACGCUGGCCUUGUCCCCGGAGUACCUCUGGACCAGCAAGACCCUCACGCAAUGAUGCACAUGCGCAGCCUCGUCGUAGAAAAUGGUGUGUUCGCCGCCGCCGAAGACGAGGGUGAAGAGGGUUGGGCGGCUGUCUGGGAACGCGCCCAAGAGGACCUCGAACAGCAGCAGAGAACUAUGGUCGUGUUUGGACACGACGCGAGGCGAGGACUCCAAGCGCGAAAAUACUCCGUCGGGCUUGACUCGGGGUCAGUGUAUGGGAACCAACUGAGCGCACUGAUUUUGAGCUGCACAGAAAAUGGCUUUGUGCAAAAUGUUGCCCAAGUCGAGACUGUUCAAUCUGUGUCGACUACGUCUCAUGAUACAUCUAAAAGCCUUUCAAGCAUAUGA
Cordyceps militaris CM01 is the source of this 1005-nucleotide messenger RNA. RefSeq names its product protein phosphatase family protein. Gene Ontology annotation, molecular function: phosphatase activity; endopolyphosphatase activity. The transcript has a single exon. The record is from RefSeq and is a predicted model, not a curated record. Lineage: Eukaryota; Fungi; Ascomycota; Sordariomycetes; Hypocreales; Cordycipitaceae. Gene Ontology annotation, biological process: polyphosphate catabolic process. Gene Ontology annotation, cellular component: cytoplasm. Bases 1 to 1005 code for a protein of 334 amino acids.